AUGGCUGUUCGGGGAUUUAUUACAGCCUUUAGAAAUAUUGACACUGACCACGACGACGUCAUUUCUCAUGAAGAUUUAUGGAAAUAUGCCCGUGAAAAAGAUAUGCCCGAGGCCUUCGUUAAUGUAAGUGGUCUGUCACAUUUGACUGAGUUUGGGAAACAAUCAGAGCCCCUUAUUUUUAAUAUGACAAAUUAA
Molecule: messenger RNA, 195 nt
Organism: Rodentolepis nana
Lineage: Eukaryota; Metazoa; Platyhelminthes; Cestoda; Cyclophyllidea; Hymenolepididae
Source: the annotation of a GenBank genome assembly